Messenger RNA from Marmota monax (woodchuck), 2371 nucleotides. It is a transcript of the gene Pigy, whose product is annotated as phosphatidylinositol glycan anchor biosynthesis class Y. NCBI's taxonomy places the organism in Eukaryota, Metazoa, Chordata, Mammalia, Rodentia, Sciuridae. The record is from RefSeq and is a predicted model, not a curated record. The coding region runs from base 1 to 216 and encodes 71 amino acids. The transcript has a single exon.
AUGUUUCUGUCUCUGCCAACGUUUACUGUUCUGAUUCCACUCAUCUCUUUAGCAGGAUUGUUCUACUCUGCCUCUGUGGAAGAAAACUUCCCACAGGGCUGUACCAGUACUGCUAGCCUUUGCUUUUAUAGUUUGCUCUUGCCGAUUACCAUACCAGUGUAUGUGUUUUUUCACCUUUGGACUUGGAUGGGUAUUAAACUAUUUAGGCAUAAUUAGUGCAACCAUAGCCAAGAUGGUAAACCUAUUGAUGAUAGGUCUUAGGUAUGUAUCUCUGAAAGCUCAAUUAGAUGCAAGUACUGGAGACCCAUUUAGCUUACAGGAAAGUUGCUUUGCCUUGCUUCUCUUGGGCUUAGGACUGUGGGAGGUAUAAGCUGCAUAAGCUUCUUGGUACUUUUGUUCUGCCCUUGUUUUUUGAAGAUUCUGACUUAUAACUACUGAAUCAGAAGAAACAUUUCAAUAACAGUUCUUGAUGGAGAUUAACACCCCUAUUAAUCUGAGGCCAUUUCUUAGCUUAUUAAUAUAAAAAUUCAAUCAUAUGGAAUUUUAUUUGUUUAACUUCAGCAUCAGUGGUAAAGCCACAGCCAUGUUAGAGAUGACUCAGUUAAUCCCAAAGAAGUUAUGGAAGAGUUUUUAGAGAAAUGCAUUUGAACUAGUGUGAUAUAAAACUGUAUAAUAAAAUGGAAAUUUCAUGUACUUAAAAAAAAUUCUGAGUUCAUAAAAUUACCUUAAUCUCUUUGGUUUCAAAUAUAAUAAGAAGUUGACAUAAAAAGUGGGUUUUGGUUUGGAUUUCUUUUUUGUUUUGUUUUUGGUAAUGAGUAUGGUACUAAAGGAGGGAAAUUGUGAAAAUAUUGUAAAUUAAAAACUGUAUGUAAAUAGUAAAAUAUAAAAAAGAGCUGGGUGGCCCAGUGGUAGAGUGCCCCUGGGUUCAAUCCCUGGUAUAAAAAAAACAAAACAAAAAAAACGCUAUGCUUAGAAAGGCACUUAAAAUCUAAGGAGACUCAUUUUCUCAGGAAAAUGGGUACCUUUGGCAAGUAAGGCUAGGGAUGGGAGGGAAGACUUGAUAUAGUUGAUUGUGUCCUGUUGAAUUUAACAGUGUGUUUUGAGACAUACUUAUUUUUUUCCUGCUUUAGUAAGUCUAUUUGGCACAAAGGGCUUGAGCCGUGAGUUUUCUAGACUUUUGAACAGGACUGAUUAAGAGCAUGGUACAAAAACAUUUCAGAAGCAUAGCACAAAUAAUGUUCCAGUAGUUAUCUUAAGAAACUUAAUUGAGGGCUGGGGAUGUGGCUCAAGUGGUAGCACGCUCGCCUGGCACCACAUACAAACAAAGAUGUUGUGUCCACCAAAAACUAAAAAAUAAAUACUAAAAAAAUUCUUUCUCAAAAAAAAAAUAAUAAGUAAAAAGUGGCUGAAUUUAAAAAAAUAAAAGAAGAAAGAAACUUAAUUGAAUAUAAUUUUUUUUUUUUUUUUUACUGUGCUUAGAAUUGAACCCAGGGCCUCUUGCAUGCUAAGCAAACACUUUACCACUAAACUACAGUCCUAGCCUCAAAUUUAACUGAUUCUUCAUUAGCAUCUUAGAAAAAUUGAACAGAAGAUUUAGACAGUGAUUUCCCCUUCCCCAUCAAGAGAACAUUAAAAUAUGUUAGAUUGCUAAGCAUAGUGGUGCAUGCCUAUAAUUCCAGUAGUUCUGGAGGCUGAGGCAGGAGGAUAAGCAAGUUCAAAGUCAGCCUCAGAAACUUAGCGAGACCCUGCCUCAAAAUUUGAAAAAAGGGGCUGGGUAUGUAGCUUCGUAUUUGAGAGCACCGAGUUCAAUCCCUGGUAUCAAAAAACAAAAAACCCUAAGAUAUGUUUUCUAUUGCAUUAAUUCAAUGUAUAUGAAUAGUACAAAUCACUUUUUUUUUUUUUUAGUUGUAAAUGGACACACACCUUUAUUUUAUUUUUUAUGUGGUGCUGAGGGCCUCACAUGUGCCAGGCAAGUGCUCUACCACUCAGCCCCAGCCCCAGAUCACAUUUAUUUUUUUAAAAUAUUUUUUAGUUGAUGGACCUUUAUUUUUAUGAGGUGCUAAAGAUCAAACCCAGUGCCUCACACAAGCUAGCUAGACAAAUGUUCUACCACUGAGCUAUAACCCCAGCCCACAAGUCAUUUUAAAAUCACACAAUAUUUAAAGAACUUGGAAGACUAGAAGUUCCUAGUCAUUUCCUAACAAAUUAUUUUAUUAAAUAUCAAAUUUAACCACCUUAGAACUCAGUAUAAAUGUUAUACUGUUAUAAAGUUAAUAUAACUAAUGCUAUAAAUAUGUACUUGCUUUCUUUUUCUCUAAGAGACCUCAAAUUAUAUGAACAAUUUUGCUAAUAAACAUUGUAUCAAUUUCUA